This is a messenger RNA of Coniosporium apollinis CBS 100218, 1353 nucleotides long. Its product is annotated as transcription initiation factor TFIID subunit D5. The transcript has a single exon. Lineage: Eukaryota; Fungi; Ascomycota; Dothideomycetes. Gene Ontology annotation, biological process: RNA polymerase II preinitiation complex assembly; transcription initiation at RNA polymerase II promoter. Bases 1 to 1353 code for a protein of 450 amino acids. Gene Ontology annotation, cellular component: transcription factor TFIID complex; SLIK (SAGA-like) complex; SAGA complex. Gene Ontology annotation, molecular function: RNA polymerase II general transcription initiation factor activity; protein heterodimerization activity; transcription coactivator activity. The record is from RefSeq and is a predicted model, not a curated record.
AUGACCUCCACGCGCUGGAACCCGGACAACAUUAGGGAUGUUGCCGAAUCCGUGGGCAUUGCCACACUCCAGAAGGAUGUUGUGGAAGCGCUGGCACAAGAUGUGGAUUAUCGGAUGCAGCAAGUUAUUGUAGAAGCCUUGAAGUUCAUGAGGCAUUCCCGACGGACUACAUUGGGCACACAAGAUAUAGCCCAAGCGUUGCGGGUGUUAGACGUGGAGCCGCUCUAUGGCUACGAGUCAACCCGCCCGUUGCGCUUCGGCGAAGCUUCGAUAGGGCCCGGCCAGCCACUGUACUACGUCGAAGAUGAAGAGGUGGAUUUCGAGAAACUCAUCAAUGCGCCUCUGCCGAAAGUACCACGGGAGAUCUCCUUCACGGCGCACUGGUUAGCCGUUGAGGGGGUUCAGCCCUCCAUCCCUCAGAACCCCACCACAGUUGACUCGAGACACCAAGAGCUCCUCCCCAAGGGACCCGGCGCGAAUCCCAACCUCGCCGCACUCAGCGGCAACGACAACGUCUCCGUCAAGCCGUUGGUCAAACACGUCCUGUCGAAAGAACUCCAGCUGUACUUCGACCAGGUCUCCAACGCCAUGCUCGACGAGACCAACGACGAGUACCGCUCUGCCGCGCUCGCCUCUCUACGCACCGAUCCCGGCUUACACCAACUAGUGCCCUACUUCGUGCAGUUCGUCGCCGAAAAGGUGACGCACAGCCUCAAAGACCUCUUCAUCCUCACACAAAUGAUGCACCUUACCCAAGCGCUUCUGGAGAACCCGAGUCUGUUUGUAGAUCCGUACAUCGCCUCCGUCGUCCCCCCGGUGUUGACCUGUCUCGUGGGGAAGAGACUCGGUUCGGCGAACGACAGCGACCCUACCGCACACUUCGCGCUGCGCGACCUUGCUGGAUCCAUUCUCAUCAUGAUUGCGAAGAAGUACGGGAAGUCAUCCCAGACGCUGCGGUCACGUAUCGCACGGACGUGUCUGAAGCAUUUCUUGGAUCCGAACAAGCCGUUCGGGACGCACUACGGCGCUGUCAUUGGGCUGCAGGGCAUUGCGGGCACGGAGGGCAUAAGACAGCUCAUUAUCCCAAACUUGAGGGUCUACGAUGGCCUGCUAAAGGAAGGAUUGGCGGAUGAGGCGAGAAGAGCCGAUGCGGAGAUGGUGGUCGCGGCUUUGCUGAGGGGGCUGCAGAAAGUGGAGAGGGAUACGGUGGAUAUGGCCAAUGGUUACGGAGGUGAUGAAGAGCUAAGGAGUAGGCUUGCUGACAAAGUGGGAGAUGUUAUUGCGGCGAGGGUGUUGGAGUUGGGAAGGCCGAGGCUGAUAUCGGCGGUGCUGGCGAGCGAUGUCAACAUAUGA